CAAAUUUAAGUCUUGGUCACACUAAAGGCAGGAUCGGGGAAAAAAUAUGUAUGCAUACAAUCCAAGGAAAAUAUAUGCAAUAUGAGUUUUGUUACUAAAUAAAGCAAUAAAUAUGAGUAAUUUCAUUGUCGACGUGGAAUAUGAAUAUGUUGUGUUAAAAAUAAAUAACGUUGAUAUUAGUCACUUGCCAAGGUAUGAAGCGGUUCAAAAGUUCCUUCAGGCUAAAGAAAAUUUAGUUGUUGAAUUGAGCAGGCAAAAGCAUAAUCAUAAUGCCCUAGCUUUAGAACUUGACUGCAUAUCUUCAGACGUUGCAAAAAAACAAUACAAAGAAGAAGCUAAUUCUAAUAUAAUUGAAAUAAAACCCGAAUCCUCAGCAUCGAUAGAAUCAGAAAAUUCUGGUGGCUGCCAGCAAGUCAAUUCAGUUACGCCAAUAAUAUUUCCUGCAGAACCAUUAAACAAUCCCGUAAUUUUAACUCUAAGAACCUUUAAUAACGAAAAAAAAACAUCGAAGGAAGUUCAAACCCAAACCGUAUUUAACCCAGAUAUUCUACAAGAUCACGAUCUGGUACAGACAAUAACUGAUCACUUUAUUGAGCAAGAACAUCACAUAUUUGAACAAUGUCUGGAGCCGGAAAUUGAUAUUGAGGAAAUAACACUCACUAAAGCUGUUGUUAACGGUAAUACCAAUGAUAUCGGCAUAUAUAUUUGCUCAUCCGACUACCAGCCUUCAAAUAUCGAUUCGACGAUCAAAGGAGAUCAGAUAAUAUGCAAUGAUACCAGAGGGAGCUGCGAAAAUGUAUUCAUCAGUGGCAUUGAACCAAAAAGUAUAGCGCAGAACGAUGGACGUCUACGGCAGGGGGAUCAGAUUCUUCGCAUUAAUGGUAUGGACGUGAAGAAUAAGGAAGAGGCAGUGCUGAAGAUAUCGGAAAGUAACACUGCUGUGACGCUUCUCGUUAGUCGAAUUCUCUACCCAGAAGACGAAGACGAUGAUGAAGACGACAUUGAGAGUAAUUUUGAAUAUGCCAAUACUAAUUUUUUACCCGAUGACUACACUAAUGUUGUGGAUAAGUUGGAUAAAGUCCUGCUAAGUCACGUUCAUCAGUUUAAAGAAUUAUCUGGUAAAGGAGGUCUUUCAACAACACAACCAAAACAGAAAACUCUACUUGAGCAACAAAAUUCAUCAACAACCAACUCUCGUCUGCCAAAAAAGAUAGUGGAACCACUUAGCAAAGACGUUUUCCUCGAUAGAAAAAAAGAUCAGUCAACUAAUAUUCGAGUUUCGAAAAAUGAUUACGAUGAGAGCGAACAUAUUUAUGAGACAAUUCCCGAAGAUUCGGAAUCAGAACCCUUAUACUGUUCACCCUAUCAAAGUUCCAACUAUAUAACUAAAAUAGGAACGACAUCUUCAGAAGUAUUGGAAACUUCAGCAAAGCAACAACAAACGGAACGUGUUGCCCAAUGGCUGGGCCUAAAAUCGCCAAAGACAACUGUUCCCUCUCUAGUGGCUAAUCGUCCAACGCCGAUAUCGAAGCCUACUGCCACUUGCAGCAGAGUCUUUACCUUACGCAGCACAACAAGUCGAUCCAGCAGCAGUGGUUAUGCUCGUAAUAAUAAUAUUAAUGGAGGAAACAAGUUGGUUCUUACACAAGAAGAAGAAGUUGACAACUCAUCAAGUGCCUACAAUACAGGAGGUUCGAAUAACAGCGCCUCUCCACAAGUUGUUGAAGAUAGUACAGCAGUGACUAUGGAUAAUUCAGGAGAUAAUAAGCUGUUUUCCAACACCCCAGUGAGCAGUAUGUUACUUUUGCCAUUUGGAAAAUCUGGACGGAUUGGUCUUUGCUCAGCCAACUUACAAACCGCUUAUGUUAGCAAGUGCCAAAGCAAAGGCAACCACGAGGAUAAUAACAUUAUUCUUAAAGCAGAAAAUGAGGAUUCAUCUCAUAGCCACUGCCCACAGUUCAAUGCUCCAAAUUUAAGCCACUAUCACUUCGUAAGCAGUCAAGAGGUCGCUAGUAAAUGCCACGAGUCCACAACGAAUAGUUCAAAACCCAAUGACGUACUCUUUAGCAACGAAUCAAAUAAUACAGAUGAAAUUCCAAUGGUUUGGAAGGUAAAACGUCGACCCGAUGGAUCCAGAUAUAUAGUGAAAAGGCCAGUGCGCAAUCGUGUACCCCAAGUCUCCUCCUCGAUUCGGAAAAACAUGCGUUAUAAUGAAGUUGUGACGACCGAAGAGGAUACAGUAUCGGAAGUAAAAAUAGGUCGUUAUUGGACAAAAGAAGAGCGAAAGCGGCAUAUAGAAAAAUCUCGAGAACGACGUCAGCAACAACAGCAGCAGCAGAUACAAUAGAAAUAUUUCCUCUGUUACAUUUAUUUACCAAUUCCUUAUAAAACCUUUGUUUGUCUUGAAAAAAACUAUAGGAACUAAUUAGCAUAUUCCAUGUCAUUUCCAAUUUGUGCUUAAUACAACAGAUUAUUAUUAAUUUGAAAUAAACACAAAACUCGUCCAUGGCUUUUAGCUGUCUAAUCUAUCACACUAUAUAAAACUCACCAACGCUACAAAAUCCAGUUCUCAUAGCCCUGCAGACAUAUGGUAAAGGACUUUCCUUCUCAUUUUGUUAAUUAAUUGUUCCUAUAAAUAAUUGUUUAAAUAAACCCAUUAUUCUGACUAUUGAACUAUUGAA
Drosophila serrata is the source of this 2681-nucleotide messenger RNA. RefSeq names its product SLo interacting protein 1 (gene Slip1). Gene Ontology annotation, molecular function: protein binding. NCBI's taxonomy places the organism in Eukaryota, Metazoa, Arthropoda, Insecta, Diptera, Drosophilidae. The record is from RefSeq and is a predicted model, not a curated record.